This is a messenger RNA of Impatiens glandulifera, 1005 nucleotides long. Its product is annotated as peroxidase 55-like. Gene Ontology annotation, molecular function: peroxidase activity; heme binding. The record is from RefSeq and is a predicted model, not a curated record. Lineage: Eukaryota; Viridiplantae; Streptophyta; Magnoliopsida; Ericales; Balsaminaceae. Gene Ontology annotation, biological process: hydrogen peroxide catabolic process; response to oxidative stress. The transcript is spliced from 3 exons. Bases 1 to 990 code for a protein of 329 amino acids.
AUGAAGUUGAAUAUGAAUAUGAUGAUGAUGAUAAUGGCGGUAGUAAUGAUUACAAUUACUGGGGGAGGAAGAGGAAUUAAUGGGCAAUUGAGUUCUAGUUUUUACAGCACAACAUGUCCAAAUGUGGAAGCCAUUGUUCAACAAGCUGUUUUAACCAAGUUAUCCAAAACCUUUACCACCAUUCCUGCAACUCUUCGUCUUUUCUUUCACGAUUGUUUUGUUCAGGGGUGUGAUGGGUCGGUGUUGAUUGCAUCUCCUAAUGGGGACGCUGAAAAAGAUGCUCCGGAUAAUUUAUCUCUCGCCGGAGACGGCUUUGAUACAGUCGCUCAGGCUAAAACCGCCGUCGAAGCUCAAUGCGCCGGCGUUGUUUCCUGCGCCGACAUUUUGGCUCUUGCCGCACGUGAUGUUGUUGUUCUGGCGGGAGGGCCGUCGUUCCCCGUAGAAUUAGGUCGGCGAGAUGGGUUAAUCUCACAAGCAUCUCUAGUCGCCGGAAAUCUUCCAGGCCCAGAUUUCCAUCUCACCGACCUAAAUUCCAUGUUCGAAUCCCACGGUCUAACCCAGAUCGACAUGAUCGCUCUAUCAGGUGCCCACACCGUCGGAUUCUCUCACUGCAACCGUUUCUUCGACCGAAUCUACAAUUUCUCAGCCACCAAUCCGGUGGACCCUUCUCUCGAUCCAAACUACGCACAACAGCUAAUGCAGGAAUGCCCAAUAAACGUGGACCCUCAAAUUGCAAUUAACAUGGAUCCAACUACUCCGACAACUUUUGAUAAUGUUUAUUACCAGAAUUUGUUGGCCGGAAAAGGGUUGUUCACUUCCGAUCAGGUGCUUUUUACAGAUCCGGCGUCGCAGUCAACGGUUACGGAUUUCGCUAAUAGUCAAGGGGUUUUUAAUGCCGCGUUUGGAACUGCGAUGAUUAAGCUUGGGAGAGUGGGAGUUAAGAUUGGUAGUGAAGGAGAGAUAAGAACCCUUUGUUCUUCCUUUAAUUAAUUAACUACUACUUUC